Tarenaya hassleriana is the source of this 887-nucleotide messenger RNA. RefSeq names its product auxin-induced protein 15A-like. The record is from RefSeq and is a predicted model, not a curated record. NCBI's taxonomy places the organism in Eukaryota, Viridiplantae, Streptophyta, Magnoliopsida, Brassicales, Cleomaceae. Gene Ontology annotation, biological process: response to auxin. The coding region runs from base 89 to 400 and encodes 103 amino acids. The transcript has a single exon.
CCCAUUCUCCCACCACCACCUUCGUCUCUAAAAAUCUUUCUAAGCCUAAUUCACCUCUCUCUCUCUCUCUCUCAAGCUCAAGAAAGACAUGGCGAUAAGGAACAAAGCGAGUCAAGCGCCAUCACUGAAACAAAUCUUGAAGAGUUUGGGAAAGAAGAAGCAGAGGAGGAACCACGACAUGGAAGGAGAAGACGUGCCGAGAGGCCACUUCCCGGUGUACGUAGGAGAGAACAGAAGCAGAUACGUUGUUCCGAUUUCAUGGCUAACCCAUCCGCAGUUCCAAACGUUUCUCCAACAAGCCGAAGAUGAGUUUGGCUUCGUUCACGACACCGCUCUCACCAUCCCUUGCGACGAACUCUUGUUCCGCUCCUUCAUCUCCACGUCCCGACACAACUAUUAAUAAACGCUGUAAUUUCCAAGGGACUAAUCUAUAUUCAAUUCAACUGGUUUCUCCUAUUUACAUAAAUAACCUUUUAUAGUUGUAAGAGAGCGGGAAAAAACGAAUUACAAGUGGCCUGAGAAAAACGGCAGUAUAGUAAUUUCACAUGGCCAUUCCAUAUGUAAACGACGAUGAGAAAAACUUGAAGAAGCAAGGACUACAAGCCGCAAGCGGGUACGAUGGGCUUGUACGGUAUGUUAUUAUUAUUAGGGUUUAUGUUCCCUCGACAAGAAAGGCGAAGACAACAAAGAACGGUGAGAGAUUUCGUGUCAGGCACCGGCUCCCGAGUUAUGUAAUAUAUUUUUUCUCUCUUUUUUUUUUUUACUUUCCCCUCAAGUCAAACGUACUGUAAUAUUUUAUAUAUAUAUAUAUAUAAAGAUUGUACUUUAAUGUUGGUCGAUGUUUAUUCAGCGGAAUAACAGCUAGAUCUUGUAAUAAUAAAUUGAAA